Messenger RNA from Diceros bicornis minor, 5224 nucleotides. RefSeq names its product solute carrier family 25 member 29 (gene SLC25A29). Gene Ontology annotation, biological process: mitochondrial L-ornithine transmembrane transport. Gene Ontology annotation, cellular component: mitochondrion. The record is from RefSeq and is a predicted model, not a curated record. The transcript is spliced from 5 exons. Gene Ontology annotation, molecular function: high-affinity L-arginine transmembrane transporter activity. The coding region runs from base 3590 to 4576 and encodes 328 amino acids. Lineage: Eukaryota; Metazoa; Chordata; Mammalia; Perissodactyla; Rhinocerotidae.
CGAGGAGCCGCGCGCUGAGCCGCUGCCGCCGCCGCCGCCGCCCCCCGACCCCCGCCUGCCCGGGUCUCCGCGCCAGGAGGCGGCGGCCAGGCCGAGUCCCAGCCCAGCGAGCCGGGGGGGCCCCCGACGGCGACCAGCCCGGCGAGGGACCGGAGAGCGAGAAGGACGAGGAGGAGGAGCGGCCUCUCCGGGGCCCCGGCAAUGGCGCUCGACUUCCUGGCUGGAUGCGCUGGGGGUGUGGCAGGCGUGCUGGUGGGACACCCAUUUGACACUGUCAAGGUGAGUGUCUUGUCAUAGUUUGUGUUCUGAGGCCCCCGUGGAGGUCAGACACUGGAGAGAGCCCGAGGGUCUGGCCGGCUGGAGGCCUCUUUCCAGUGACCACCUCGGGAGCGCCUGCGAGGGGUCCUGCAGGUUCCAGAAUAAAGGUGGAAUCCGGGGUCUCCGUGAUGCCUAGGCCCAGGUGGGCUCCCUCCUGGGUUUGUCCCUGCAUCUCCCAGCUGGGGCUGGACUUGGAGGUCCACCCUGGGGCUUGGCCAGCUGAGACCGAGGGGCCGAAGGGCAGGUCUCCCCUCACCCAGAGCGGGGGACACGCACACUCUUCUUACGCAGAAUUCCUCCAGACGUCUUCUUGAAAGAAAGAAAAGUUCACAGAAAAUACAGAAAGACUGACAAAUCACAACUUGUCAGUAUUUCCCAUGCACGUGAUCCUCACAGAGCGGUGUCUGUCAUUGUUGAGGAACCGAGGAGUCGUUUCCCAAGGGCUGGUGAGCACCUGGGAGGUGUCUGUGGCUCCAGAGUGGCCCGGGGGCAGGCCCUUAGUUCCUCCUCCAUAAGCCCCGCACCUAGAUUAACUGUUCCAGGUUCUCAGGCCUUCCGUUAGGAUGGAAACCAAGGAAAUCUACGUUCUCCAGUUGGAAAUUCCCAACCAGGAUUUUCCUGUUGUUGGGGUUUGAUGUCUUGAACUAGCCAAGUCGGGACCCUGCCUUGCCAGCUUCACCUGGGAGCCAGGGCGGGCUGGGAGCAGCAAGGCACUAGGCUGGACCUUGUGUCCUGCUGUAAAUGCUGAACUUGGCACCUCUUCCCAUUGGGGCAAGGGCACAGUGAAGGCAAGGUCACCAUCCUAGCUGGGUUCGAGGUGACUUCCUUCCCGUCUCCUCUUUUUUCAGGAACUCAGGUGUUCCCUGACCAAGAAAAGGACUCAUGGACUUAGGGCUGGGAUUUCCUCCAGCACAGGCAUGAGGGCCUGGCCUUACGCAUUGGCUCUGACCUUAAAAAGCUCUGUCCCUGGGCCUGGUGCAGGUCCAGGGCCCCUCCCGGCGACCUACUGAGUGACCGUGGGCCAGUCACUUUACCUCUGGGCCCAGAUGUUCGCAGCUGCAAAAUGAGGGGUUGGGCAAGGUGACUGAGGCCCUCGUGGUGCCUGGCCUCCACAGGAGAGUUCGUGUUGGUGAAACGCUGGUUCUGAAGAGCACAGUUCUCCUUCCAUCCCAUUGUAGGCCAGUUUGUGGAGGAGGUGGAAGGGCCACACGGCAGCCUGAGUUCCCGACAUGGGCCUGCCAAGAGCGAGGCCCUGGGGGAGCCUGUCCACACGACUGCCCGGCCCUGCCCAGCUGGCCGCCCCGUGAAGCCUGCCCAAGUCCGGAGCAGCCCAGGACAGCCUGGCAGUGUCCACGUUACACUGUGUUUGUAUCUUGUGGUCAUGUGUUUUAAAUGCCUCUUGAAGCCGUCCAGCCCAGAAGUACCUCCGAUUCACCUCCUCAGCCCAGCUUUGCGGAGGCCUCUCCAGGCUGUGACUCGGCUGGGGCCUGGCCAGGCCUUCUGCAGUCCCGCCUGGUCCCUCAGUCAGUCCCCACCAGGCUGGGGAGCACUUUGUCCUGGUGCCUCCACCUCUCUCAGCUCCUGAGCCGUGACCAGCAGCUCCCACAGUAAUUUGCGUGCAGGAGCCUCUCCACCCCACUGGGUUCCUGCCCCUGGGACCCCCUUACCUGGCACCUGGAGGGUGGUCUUUGAGGAAAUCCACUUGUGACCAUUUUUUUUUUUGCCACUGUGGUCCACCAGCAUCACACCUGGGCAAACCUCUCUUAAACAGCUGAGUUUUUGAUUGUGAAGGGGAGAAAACCUGCCCCUCUAAUCACCACUGUCACUCAACCCUGUGAGCCCUCUUGUCACAGCCAUGGGCUCGCACACGAUUACACUGUGCCGAGCGUGGAGCACACUCAUUUGGUUUAAUUUAAUGCUGUAUCACCAAUGGCCUCAUUUUUUUACUGGCUGUUUCCCAUUAUAAAAGUUAAACAUUCUCAUUAAAAGAAAAUUGGGAAACGGAGAAACGCAAAUUAUUUCCUUCCACCAGACACAUCCGUUUUCAAUUUGGUGCAUUGCCUUCAGAAUCCCCCUCCACCACAGUGCCCGCCGUGGGCAUGCGACAUUUUUUAAAUGUGUUUUAAUCAUCAGGUCCAUACACAUUUUUUUGGUUGGCUUCCUACUACAAAGUUAAUGUAGGUUGUAAAAAAAUUUUAACCAUAAUAGAGACAUAUAAACUAAAAAGAAAAAACAGUCCUUUAUGUAUCCUUUCCCCCAACCCUUGUUCAUGAUUUCUACUGAAAAACAGAAAUGCACACAGACCCAAAUAGAUUCCUUGCUUUUGGCAAAAGUGGGAUUUACUUCCUCGCUCGGUGAUUGUUGUUGUUUUAACUGAAAUUUAACACAUGUGGAAAAGUGCACACAUGCUAAGUGUAAAAUCGGUGAAUGAUUGUGAAGCACACGCCUGGGGGGAGCGGAACAAGGCCAGCCCCCCAAAGCCCCCGCUCCCUCCUCACAACUCCCCUCCCCUCCUCCAGCCACCCACCAUCCUAACUUCUGACAACGUGCUCCAUUUUGCCUUUUCCUGAACCUCGUCUAAUGGGACCCGUGCUCCGGAAUGUUCCAUGUCAGUCCACACUGCCUCAUGGCCGGGAUGUUCGCAGGGGCUGUCUCCAUCCAUAGCAAAGUGUAACUUUGUUGUAGAUGAGCGUAAGCCUCACCCUGGAGAGCGCUAGUAAGUACAGACCAGGUGAACCCGACGCUUCUCUUCUCUGUCCUGAACCAGCCCCGGGCCGGGACCCCACUCCACCCCGAGUUCCCUCUGGGACUAGCAGGGGACAGGGAGGGUGGGAAGUGAGCUUGGGCCCAGCUCAGUUUCUGGGUGGGGGCCCGGAUGGGGCUGGUCGAGAAAAAUCAGUCUCCUCUGGAUCAGGGGGUCUUCAUGUUGGGGUCUCCCAGCCCUGUGGGCAGCUGGGAGCCUCCUGGGCUGGUGUGUGAAUGACCACUUUUCCUGGGUCAGGUCCCUCAAUCCUCAAACAAGAUCCUGUCACCCCAAAAUGUUAAGAACCUCCACGCUAGACAUUACAAGACUGGGACCAAUGGGCCACAUUUCACCCCUAAACCUGGUCCGGAUCGCAGGGGCUCAUCCCAGACCCAGGGGUCAGGAACAAAGGGGAGAGGAGCAUCUGUGGUCCCUUGUGGGCCAGAAACAGUGUCCAACCUGCAAAGACUUAAAGAUGCUGCCUGGGGGUCCGCAAAUCCCACCCAAGGAGGGGACAGCUCCACUCACAUGCUUUCUGUUGACACAGCCUUCUUAGUGCCAGUGUCGGGGGCCGUAGGAAGAAGAAAAAUGUCCCAACAGAGACCACAGAACAUUGAAGGGAAAAGGAAAAACCUCGAAUCACAAAAACAACCUGAGCCAGAGCUCAUGGUGGUGCGGCUUCAGGUCCAGAGCAUGGAGAAGCCCCAGUACCGAGGGACCUUGCACUGCUUCCAGUCCAUCAUCAGACAGGAGAGUGUGCUGGGCCUGUACAAGGGCCUGGGCUCGCCCCUCAUGGGGCUCACCUUCAUCAACGCGCUGGUGUUCGGCGUGCAGGGCAACACCCUCCGGGCGCUGGGCCGCGACUCGCCGCUGAACCAGUUCCUGGCCGGCGCGGCGGCGGGCGCCAUCCAGUGCGUGAUCUGCUGCCCGAUGGAGCUGGCCAAGACGCGGCUGCAGCUGCAGGCCGCGGGCCCGGCGCGCACCUACCGGGGCUCGCUGGACUGCCUGGCGCAGAUCUACCGGCGGGAGGGCCUGCGCGGCGUCAACCGGGGCAUGGCGUCCACGCUGCUGCGCGAGACGCCCAGCUUCGGGGUCUACUUCCUCGCCUACGACGUGCUCACGCGGGCGCUGGGCUGCGAGCCGGGCGACCGCCUGCUGGUGCCCAAGCUGCUGCUGGCCGGCGGCACGUCGGGCAUCCUGUCCUGGCUCUCCACCUACCCCGUGGACGUGGUCAAGUCGCGGCUGCAGGCCGACGGGCUGCGGGGCGCCCCGCGCUACCGGGGCAUGCUCGACUGCGUGCGCCAGAGCUACCGCGCCGAGGGCUGGCGCGUCUUCACGCGCGGCCUGGCCUCCACGCUGCUGCGCGCCUUCCCCGUCAACGCCGCCACCUUCGCCACCGUCACCGUGGUGCUCACCUAUGCGCGCGGCGAGGAGGCCCGGCCCGAGGGCGACGCUGUGCCCGCCGCCCCUGCGGCCCCCGCGGGGCCCGCCCUGGCCCAGCCCUCCAGCCUGUGACGCCCGCCGCCGGCCCCAUGGGCCCGACCUCCCCCAGGGCCGCUUUUCAGAAACGCAACAUGGACGUACAUCGGCCCCCAGCCGCUCGCCCUGCCCAGACGCCCAGACGCCGUGGGCUGUGGGCUCCAUCAGACCUGGGUUGAAUUUCUCUCGUCCCCUGGGUGACCUUGACCACAAACUUGACCUCCUCAGUGUUCUCAGCUGUGAAAUGGGGAUCCUCAUACCCACACUGUAGUCACGACGCUCAGAGAUGGUAUCGUGCAGCGCCCAGCACUGAACCUGCUGCUGUUCCUUGGAGUCUUCCAGAAACCCAGCCGAGACCCCAGCCCUCCCUGGGGAUCCCAGCCACCACCACCACCGGGUCUCUGAUGACCUACUGAUGGGCUACCCGGUGACUCGCUGCAAGUCCUCCGCCUGGCGGAUCCCCAGGGACACUUGGCCACCUGUCGGGUCUGUGGUCUGUGUUAGGGACAGAGAGGCAGCUUGAGACGCCUCCUGGUCGUAUGACUGAAUCCUGUGCUGAAGCGCCCCAGCGAUUCCGUAUGGUGCUGCUGGGGAUGCCCCUGCUACUGCCACUCCCCCUGGAGGGUGACCCAGGACCCACUAAGAAGCCAUGGGACCUACUGGAGGCUCCGUAUUAGCCUAGGG